AGCUCUAACUGCGAAGCUAUGCAUGUGCUAUCCAGUUCAGUGCAAACAUGCAAGUGCAAGGAUGUAGGAGACGGACUACUCACUGCGUGCCACGUGGAUGUUACUGCUACCUGUCACCCUCACAGCCACGGUCAGCCAUGGCGGCCUCAAUACUCCUCUGAAAGCCUCAAUCAAUGGCGGAACCCGAUACUGAAAGAGCGCGAUUGAAAAUCUAUCACCUCUUCCAUAGAAAUUUCAAGUGAAACAAAGCGAUGGAAGAAGAAGAGCAACGCCUGGAGUUGAUCAGCCUCGCCAUUAGGAGGCUGCUUGAAGAGGACAGAAACAAGAACAAGAAAUCCUCUGAUCGGAGCUCCCUCGACGAUGGCGAUGAAAACGAAAACCGUACUCUCCUCCGCGACUUGCUCUCUCAGAUAGAGUCACUGAAAGAAGGAACAGAAUCAGAAGAGUUCGCUUCUGUUUUAGAUACUUUGAAAACAAAAGUUGAGAGUUCUGUUAAAGAGGAGAUUGUUGAUGAUGAGUGUAGUAGAGAAGACAUUGUUAAAGAGCUGAAGAAGCUGAAGAGGCAAAACCUUUUAACUCACUGUCUUCUCUCAGUGAUGAUUCUAGUAACUGUUGUUUGGCAGCUUUCUGAGGUCUCCAUUAUCUUGAAUGUAAAAGAUAAAAUCAGCCAUCCCUUUAAAUCUUUGGGCAAUUUGAUCUCAGGAGUCCUCAAACGCCCUAAAACCAUUGUUGAUAAUACAGAGAAGAAUUCAUCCAAACAAGAUCAUGAUGAAGCUUCAGUUCUUCCCCCUCUCAAAAUUCCAGAACUUCCUCAUGUGCGUUUGCAAUAAUUUUGGGUUUGAUGGGGGACAGAGAGUGAAGUUUCCAUGUGGUGAUGAUGAAGAAACAGGGAGAUAUUUGCUUGAAGGAAUCCCCACAUCCUGUAAUUAUUAAAUUUUGCUUGGUUUUGUGAAAUUUGCUAUGUGAUUUUGGUGGUCAAAGACUAUUUUUUUUGUGAAAUAAAAUACAGAAUUUUGAUCAGUACC
Benincasa hispida (wax gourd) is the source of this 1025-nucleotide messenger RNA. RefSeq lists its product as uncharacterized. NCBI's taxonomy places the organism in Eukaryota, Viridiplantae, Streptophyta, Magnoliopsida, Cucurbitales, Cucurbitaceae. The record is from RefSeq and is a predicted model, not a curated record.